AGCGUUCAGUUUUGAUAAAGACAUCGAACCGUGCGGUGCUCAGCUCGUUCGAAAAGGAUCGGAACAUAGCGCUGUGUGUUCCACUGUUCGUCGUCUUGCGGUUUCACGCUGCGAGUAAGUGAGUGAGAGUGUAUACGUGGGUAUGCGCGAGUGUGUGUGUAUCUGAGAGGGUAUCAGUGUGGUUUUACGUCGGUGAUUUGUGGUUUCUAUAGAGCUUUGCCCUCCGCCGUUACGCACGACUCUAAACAACGCCGGACGGUGUAAGUUUUAUCCGCGCUCGCGCUCGUUUUUUCACCUUCGAAAGGCUGUGCAGCAGUGUUGCGGUGCGACGAACGCGUAUCCUGCCCAGAGAGAAAAGCAAGGAGAGGAGGGGAUCGGAUUCUGCUGCCUGUGCCGCAAGCAUUCCAGAAUAGUUUCCGAAUACUUCCGCGCAACAUCAAAGCGCAGAACUUCGGAUGCGGAUCGAAUCGUCCUCGGAGCCGUACAAAAACGGAAUGGGAAAAGUUAAUUACGUACUGUAAUUAAUUUCACACCGGGAAGGCCAGCACUGGUAGUGAGCGCACAUUUAAAAAAAGAAUCUUCAUCACAUUUCAUCAGCGGAAGGUCAACGCGUUCGGCAUUAAUGUAAAACACAUUUCGCCAUCUCAUCCUUCGGUACUACCGUGCAACAACUCGCGCGCAAAAAAAAAUCUCAUAGAAUUAAGCCAUCCCGUGCUAUUUAAAGCGCAAACUUCCGUCUCGCCAGGAAGUGUCAGGAUACGGCCGGGCAUCGGGCACCAGUUCUAAUUUGAAACACGAAGGUCCAUCAAAACGAGCGAUUCGCAAAGAUCCUCGUACCCAAUUCACGCCGGUUCCAUUUUUAUAUUGUUUCACCUUUUACCAAAUCAAAAGCCCCCCAGCAGUUACGCCGACCCGAACGACCGUAAAAGGGAUAAUGAGCCUUGAGGUGGAAUGAUGAUUCAGGCUCAAUAUUAAUCAUACCUUUCUGGUCUACGGUUUGCUGGACGUAUCAGUGCCAGUGCGGGGAAAGGAAGCAGCGGACUCGAACGACUCCAUACGCACGUCUACCGGGAAAUGCAAAGCAGGACUCGCUCCGUUGAGCUGGCCGUUUGAUUGAGCUGGAGAAACUUUUACACGAAGCAAGCAACGGAGAACCUGGCAUAGCUUGCUUCUCUUCUGUACGUGGACAAACACACACAGUCGAAGCACGGAGUGGGCCGAAAUUAAAGCAAAACAUACACCUUCCUGUACAUAGACGCGGAUCGCAAGCCUCUACCCCAGCUACUAAUUACCGACUCUGGCGAUAUUUUGCUCCGGAGCCGGUAGUGAUUCCCACCGCAAAAGGAACGCUCUGCUGACGCUGACAUUGGCCGACAGGGCGGAAGGGGCAGAACCUGCUCGCCUGGGUCGGUUACUCACACGACGUUUCGACGGUUGUCGCCCGCAGUGUCCAAGCAAGCAGUCAACAUUCCGCUAUUUCAAUUAAAUGUUAUGCCGGCCGCGACCAUGUUUUCCAAGUUCAAAAGUGCCACCACCAGUGCGCCGCCCCAAAACCCCUACGAUAACAAUCCCAUCACGCAGUACUUUGAAAUUGGAAAACAGGUCGCCUGCGCCGGCCCGGAACUGAUCUGGAAGAUACACGAGGGCUACCGGAAAACGGAUGGCAAGGAGUGCUCGAUCUUUGUGUUCGAAAAGCGGACGGCCGAAAAGCUGCACAAACCAAAGCGGAAGGAGACGGUUACGGAAAUUUUGCGAGCAUCGGUAAAGCAGCUGGAACGAUUUCGGCACCCCAAGAUACUGCAGAUCAUGCACACGGUCGAGGAAAGCUCGGAAACCCUCUCAUUCGCUACCGAGCCCGUCAUCGCCAGCUUGGCCAACAUCCUGGCCUAUCAGGAAGCUGGCGGAACAAUUACAGGGCCACCGAGCACGGGAGCUUCCGGUCAGCACUGCCCGAACAGUGUCGCCACGAACCGGCCAGCCCACGCGAAAGAAUACACGUUCCUCGACAUCGAGCUGAAGUACGGAAUCCUACAGAUCACCGAAGCACUGUCGUUUCUGCACUACUCCGGCCAGGUGAUACACAAAAACGUCUGCCCAUCAUCGAUACUGAUAACGAAAAAGGGCACCUGGAAGCUGGCCGGGUUCGAGUUCACCGAGCGCACCAACGAAACCGACGCAACCGAUCCGGUACCGUGCCAACCCUGGUCGACCAGAGCCUCCAAGCUGGUACAGCCGAACCUGGACUACAUGGCGCCCGAAAUCCAGAUUAACAGCAGCUGCAGCAUACUGAGCGAUAUGUUCUCGCUCGGGAUGGUUAUUUGUGCCAUUUUCAACCACGGCCGUUCGCUGAUACAGUCGGGCAACUCCACCUCGACCUACCUGAAGCAGAUGGAACUGCUAGAUGAGGCAGUGCACAACAUCCUACCCAGGAUACCGAUCCCGCUGCAGGAGGCAACCACAAGGCUAUUGAAAAAAUCGCCCGGAGCUCGCCCAACGGCUCAGCUGCUAACGCUCAUCAAGUACUUCAGCGAUCCAGCCGUACAGGCGCUACAAUUCCUCGAUGUCAUCAACAUGAAGGAUCCGACGCAGAAAACGCACUACUACCGCAGCACCCUCAGAGAAGUUUUACCGUUCAUACCGCGGAAACUCUGGUGGCAACAUAUCUGGCCUAAUCUGCAGCAGGAAAUGCGUGCUGAUGAAGUGCUGGCCGCCGUCUUGCAGCCCGCCCUCACCCUGGUCCAAGAAUCUUCAAACUCGGAAUAUGAAGCAAUCAUUUUACCUACCUUUAAGACUGUUUUUGUAGCUCCAAAAUCUAUACAAGCAACCGUAGCAUUAUUAGAGAACUUACACAUUAUUCUAGAGAAAACACCACGGGAUGAUAUACGGACGGAAGUUUUACCCCUCCUGUUCAACGCGUUGGAAAGCACAACGAUACAGGUGCAGAGUGCCGCCCUGGUAGCGGUUACGAACGUGUACGACUACCUGGACGACAUCACAAUCAAGAAGCUGGUGCUGCCGAAGCUGAAGUCGGUGUUUGAAAAGAACCAAAGCGAUCUGAAAAUCAUGGGCAACGUGCUACAGUGCGUCGAACGUACGCUGGAUAAGCUGGAUAAGUCUCAGAUAAUCGAUGAGGUGCUGCCGCUGCUGCUCGAGGUGCGACUCACCGAUCCGGAUAUUGUGGUGCGCGUCGUCAACAUCUAUCGGAUCAUGCUGUGCGACAAAAAGUAUGGCUUAACGGUUAACAUCAUGGCGACCAAGGUGAUGCCUACGCUGCUACCGCAGACAGUGAAUCCGUCGUUAAAUCUGGAACAGUUUAUGAUACUUCUGGAGGUGCUUCAGGAAAUGCUGGACCAAAUAGAUAGACAACAACGUAACAAAUUGAAGCUGGACAAUCUAUCGCUCCCGUCGCCGGAUCGGCACCGGCCGCUGCGGCACCAGUUCUCCUCGGACAACAUGAACGCGCAGCAGUUUAACAUACCGAACCUACGCAUCGACCAGCGCAAAACGUCGAGCGCCGAGGAUAUGGCACGGAAGAACUCGACAGGAUCGGGUGCUCUAGGUAGCUGGUGGUUCGGCGGCUCGCCGUCCUCGCCGGACAGUAACUUCCUCCGGGUGGUGAACGCAUUCCCGAACCGCCGCCUGUCCGACAACACGCUCAUGACGCCGAAAAUACGCAUCGCGCCAUCUUGUGCUUCGUCUCCGGGUGGAACCCCGGGCGGAGGGCUACCGAUACGACGACACUCGAGCAUUGGUCCGCAGGAACGACGAGGCUCCAACAUCAAUCUGUCACCACCGACUCAGGCUUUCAGCGCUCGAGGGGGCUCCGGUUCGAGCCUUUCUGUGCCUUCCUCAUCCGCUUACGUCGUAAGUUCAAUGGAGAAAACACGAGUGGGAGGCUCGAUGCCGAACACUUCGAGCAGUGUUCCGUUCCUACUGUCGUCGAGCAUGCAAUCGAUCAGGAGCCGUCGUACCUCGACCGUGCUCUCGUCCGGACCGCUCGGUUCCGGUUCCGGUCUGCUUCAACAGCUCGGUUCCGGCAUGGUAAGACAACUGACUGGUUAUGGUGGCUCCGGUGCCGCAAGUCCGGUUCAACAGUCUCUUUUCAAUGGAAAUUCUAGUAGUCAGACUCGAAAUAAUUAUCGACAGCUGUACGCAUUAAUGACCAAAGAUAGAUUCACGAUCAGCAGUAAUAGUAGUACACAGCAAACACCAUCCAAACCGCACGCACCUCUGUCGGCAUCCGCUUCGGCUCUCAACACCUCGUCCACCAGCUCGAUCAGCGGCAGCACCGUCACCGUCAGCACCAUAAAGCUUACCAGCGGGGGAAUCGCAACCAUUACCAAUGCAAACGUUGCGUCCGGGAUGAUGCCCCACUUUACUGCCUCCGCCAUGGUACCGUCGAGUAGUCUGCAGGGCUCCACAACGUCACUAACCACCAACGUAAACCAAUUCGUAAAGUGUCCCUCCCCAGGCAGCACGAUCGGGUCGUCCGUAUGCGCGGGCACAAUUCGACCGGCGACCAGCGCUACGCUGAGUGCAUCCAACGGUGGUCACCCGACGGGUGCGUCAUUUGCGGCGUCCCUUUCCAACCGUAUCACUGCACAGGUUCCCCCACCGACGACACUGCCGAUCGGUGGAAAGCCCGCCCGGUCACCCACCUUUGCAAGCACCGCUCAUCGUUAAUUGCUUCCAUGUGAGGCAUAACCGGCAAAACAAAAACAUCUGAACAGUUUUCUUUUCGAGCUUAACAUGACGGAAAGCUUUUGGCAUGUGCUUUUUUCUUCUUUUUAAAUUAAAAUACACAAAACUAUUGUUGGUAGGGUCUCAAAGCACGCAACAUCAACCCAAACAUUCUAAUUACGAGCUUUAAUUUUGUCAAAUCACAACCUCUAUGUUGCGUUAUUUCUUGAAAAAGCACGGUCCUAUGUUUGCUUUCUAAUCACUUCUCGUACAAGACUUAAAAAUCUUACUCUUUUCUAUUUCUACAAGUUUUAUUUUUUUUAUAGACUCAUGCUACAUUUUUAGAUUUAGAUACGAUAAAUUUUCCCCUUACAAUGCGCUCGAAAACAAUAACAAAAAACUCCAUCGAUUGUACUACUGAUAGGAUAUUUAAGCUUUUGAAUUCUUUGAAUGGUUACCAUUCCCCAAAUUGAUUGACCAUACAAUUCACGUUUUGAACACACAAAGAGGCUAUAGACACAAACCAGGCAACAGAGUUCUCGUGAAACCAAUUAACGAAAGCGAACAAAGAGCUUUACUCUUUUACUUCUACAAAACGAACGAAAUCAACAUAAUUGUUAAGCGCGCAGCCGUUGGGUUUUUGGAAAUGUGGGGGUUUUGAAAAAUGUCUAUAACCGUUGAUCCUGAAAACCCAUUCCUCCGUACCGAAAGCGGUACGGUUCCUACAAAACCUUGUUAAAAGAUCACACAGGACAUACACACGCCGGUAUCACGCUGGACGUGAUUAUUCGAUGUAACCGAAUGGGUGUUGUUAAAGUUGUAAAAAAAAACCAGCAAUUGAAUGUGGGAACACUCGGCAACACUCGCUUUGUAACGAAAUGGAAACUCACUUGGUCGCUCUUACUCUCAACGACAUCCUCGUAUAAUGGUUUAUGGUAGCUCAAGUGCCCAUAUACGACCUCCAAACCCCCCCCCCCCCCCCCCCCCCAGAACAAAAGCGCACCUCAACCAGCCAGCAGAAGGCUACAUUAAACACUUUUAAACACGAAUGUCUUUCCCGCCCUCGCUAGGCUAAACGUAAUUCCUCAUGCAAUCAAACGCUUCAAAGCGCAACAUCAAGCAGCGGGUCACCCCUACAAGGAGAGUAAGUAUGGCCCUUUGCUUUAACUCUUUAACGUACCAUUCUUUCCCAUGCCUGCGUAGCGUGCGUAGUGCAAAACGGCGGUAGCAUAAGUAAAUGAGAAUGGAAGGCAAACUUUUCACCACGUGACACGACAAGUGAAAGCAACCGUGUGAUCAUCGCCAGUUACCAUAGUGCCCUAGUAGUUUCCUGUGCUAAGCGGGAAUUUAGUAUUUCGCACUAACGGAUGCGAACUUCCCGCCCUGGGUGCUGCUCUCCCUCGGAGCAAUCAACGUCGUAAUAGAGUGGGGAACGUUGUUGCAUUGAAAUCACUCUUCCGUUUCAAACACGGGCGCGCUUGGAAUGCUAGCUUUAACGCUUGGCAAAAGGGAUGAGGAAAUGAAACUUCCUGCGAAUGCUGAACAGUUUCGCGUGUCUCUUAUGCUCAUUAGUAUGAUUUUCAGUGACUGACAGCCACAGUAUUAACUUUUUAAAACGACUGGAAUUUGAAUCAGCGACUCUAGGUGAUUUGAAAUCGCUGUAUAAUGUAGCGAAUUGUUAGUUAAAGCGUGUACCUUUCAAUUCCUGGAACUCAUUGUUUAUCCAUCAUUGUUCAUCCAAAAAAAGAAACGAAUUUGCAUGACUAAUCAUUGAGCUACAUAAUCCAUUAUACGGAUGAUCGGUCGUAUCGGGCGAGUAAGAGUGUGAAGCAUUUAAAAAGAAAGACUAGCAAAAUAAACAUAUGCAAAACAUAAUUAAACGUACACAUGAUGUGUGACCGUUGUUGCCCAAAACACCCGCACAAAUGAUGUCAAUUUCACAACCUAAUGGAAACCGUUUUUACACGUUAUUACAAUAGUCCUGAUAUAGUAAAUAUAUGGAAGGAAAACAUUACAGUAAGAAAACAAACCUCCUUUUCAUGGCGCUUACAGUCGUAACAAUUGCACGUUGGUAAGGAGUGUGUUUUGAAAGGUAUAAAAAAAUCCUGCUUAAAUGUUCCGGGGGCGCAAUCGACGAUUAGUAACACAAAUCCGGUGUCCGCAAUUAAGCAAAAAAUAGACAAAAGAACUGAACAAUUUGAUGCCGAUCUGCAGAGGUGUGACAUAAAUGCAUAGGAGGAAACAAAACAUAACAUUUCUUGCUAAGCGAUAGUAUUUCUUUGACCUUUUUUCGGAGAACACGAAGAAACGGUAUGCCAAGAGCGAAGAUUACAUUUUCAUUACAAUAAUUAAAGUUUUCAUCGCCUUUUUGCGUAUUGUGUGCAUGUGUAAAAGCUUAUUCACUCGCCUAAUCAAAUGCUUUUUACAUAAUUAAGUUUUUUUUUGUUCUUCUUGAACUAAGACACUUUUUUUCUUUCCUUACCUAUUGUUUCAUGGUAAGCUGCCCAUUGCAAGAACGUUAACCAUACAAUACGAACGAACGUGUCGUUGUACAUAGAAUCAUGUAACAUUAAACAUUAACUAUAACAAUCAGCAUAUAACUACACCACUAACAAUAUACAUCAUAUGCGACGAAAGGGAGAUAAGACGCGGAAAAGAGAAAGGUAGAUGGCGACAGGAGGUAUAUAAAAAAUUAAACCACUCAGUACGAGGAUAGCGUAGCUCAUUCUAAUUUAUUCCGACAAAAAAAACCGACAGACAUCAGAUGGAACAGUUGGAUCAACUGGCACAGCUGGUAGACAGAGGGUAUGCACAUCCGAUGAACGCCAUCACCGCUGGCCAAGGCUGAUUCGCCGACACAUUUGAAGGAAUUAUUAACUAUAGAUUAGUAUUGAAUCUAGCAUUUAAAGCAUAAUUGUAUGUUUUCCACUAAGCUCCUAUAGCUCUCUAGCUGUAUAGCAAGCAGAAAGUUGCACUGAUGCAUCCCGAUUUCCCGACUCUUCCUUCUAGAUAAGCGUAUAUAUUAGCAAAGCACAUUGUAAAUUGAAUUGAUCGGAAAGCCGUCAAGAAUGUUUGGCUGUACGUACGACCUCUGUGCGUGUGUUGAGUAUGUGUAUGCCUGCGUAUGUAUGUAUGCGUGUUUGGAAAUGUAUGUGUGCGUGUAUGAAAUGCAGUUCCUUAAGCACUAUCUGACCAAAACCGGCCCCUGCUCAGCACCAAACAGUCCAUACCUCGGCUGUAUACGUACAGCAACCAAAUGCCACCAAUCUUACCUUCUGUUUCCUUAAUAAUUCACCCUUGACAAUCAUCGUCGUGCGAACCCCAUAUCUUGUGGCAUGUUCUGUAUGCCAUUCUACAGUGCGUUUCAAUCUUUUUCUUUCAAUCAAUAAAAAGCGUCCAUUAACUUAAACUAUUGCUCAACGAAUUAAACAAAAAAUACCUUACAAUAAAAACUAUUCAACCUCCACCAGCUGGAAAAAUACAAACAAACUAACAAAUACGGCUGGCGAGCGAUCGCCACGAACGAUACCAAAACACAUGCAUAUGAUAAGAGUAAA
Messenger RNA from Anopheles merus, 8237 nucleotides. It is a transcript of the gene bma, whose product is annotated as SCY1-like protein 2. The transcript has 21 exons. Lineage: Eukaryota; Metazoa; Arthropoda; Insecta; Diptera; Culicidae. Gene Ontology annotation, biological process: protein phosphorylation. The coding region runs from base 1492 to 4683 and encodes 1063 amino acids. The record is from RefSeq and is a predicted model, not a curated record. Gene Ontology annotation, molecular function: protein kinase activity; ATP binding.